GGCUCGCUGCCUGGCAUGCUUGCAGCUCAUAGAUGCUCUCUGCCUACAUUUCUUUCUGUUGAUUGGGUGGAAUCAGUGUAUCUUAAAGGCGUCUUUAGUCAGAAUGUACGUUCCUGGAAUUAAGAAGAGCAAUUUUGUGGUUGUUCCGUGGUAUAACAGGCACGAGUGGGAGAAGACGUACCAGAACCUCUUCAGCACUUCGCCCAAGGAUCAGGCUGCCGGGCUUGGAGCUGUCGCGGCAUGGCGUAGCAGACUUUACGGCCACCUUCCUCGAGCCAUCGAGUCCACUGCAGCUCUGGUCCAAGCACAGCUGAGUGACAGCCGGUCGCAUUGCCUUCAGGAUGGCGCAGCUGGUGUUGGCAGACUCAAUCCCGAGGAACUCAGUUCUCUCUAUGCCGUGGCCAUAGUCAGGUUUGUUGGCAACAUUGUUGAGCCCGUGCGGGGUGUGAAGAACAUCACUACUAAAGAAGCUGCAUUUCAGCUGGGCGUCCCUGACUGGAUCCUGGAGCUGAGGCAUGCAUCAGCGCAUGCUUCCGUGAGUGGCGCGGCAUCCCUGGGGAUUCUACGCUCGGCGGCGUCCCUGCUGCUGCAGUGGCUGCGCCUUCACCACUGGGAGCCGCAGAGGGACACCCUGGUGGUAGCCACAGAGGCAUCCGCCAUGCUCCACUCGACGAAUGGCAACGAUGCCAUUGAGCGUGCGUGCUGCAGCCCGACCCAAGUGCGACAGAUGCUCGAUGUCUGGCUGCUGGUGUCCGUCAAGCGCAAGUGCACCAGGCGCCAAAUGGCUGAGCUGAAGAAGAAGAGGCAGGCAUGCCUCGACCAGAUUGCUGCGUUUGCCGAGGAGGACAGUGACCUUGUGGUGGAUAUGCUGGUCACCGGUGGAGACUACCUGCUGCCGUCCAGAGAUUCCCUGGAUGAGUUGUGCCCCAACAUAAGGCUGUCUCUGCCUUCGUCAAUGGAUGGUUCGCCCUGCCGGCUUCCACGUCUUCUUGCUGACCGCUGGGACCCGCUUCUGGCGGUUCUGCAGCCUCCCACGCUGCAGAAGUUGGCUGAGCGUUUAUUGUCUCAGCCACACAACACUCGUCGCAUUGAGGACGAGAGCUUGCGUCGCUACCUGUCUGUGGCUUGGCUUGGCCACCUGCUGACUGGAAGGCGGGAACAGUUAUCCAGAGCCGGCAGUGGCAGUGAUCAGAGCAGUUCAUCGGCUCCUUCCACGCUAAACGUGACACGGCUGCUCAAGGCUGCCAUGGACUCUCCGAUGGAAUACUCGACCAAGGCCAUCACAGUACUGUCCCAGCACAUGUGGCCACAGCUGAGUGAAGCUGAGCUGGGCCACCUGACAGCCCUGGCAGCCAUUCAGGGAGGUCUCAUGGUGGGCCGCAGGUGGGACGCCACUGACAAUGCUGAGGAGGAGGCUGGUGGCGAUGGGAACUACGUGCCAUACACCGUCGAGGACUUCCAGGGCUCUGAAGAUGGUUUUGACGAGCCAGCCUGGAAGCUGCCUCAAGCUGCAAUGGAGUGGAGUGACACACCUGUCGGACAGCUGCCUGGAUUCCCUGCUGACAGACUUGACCUGAACCUCGACUUCAAGGAGCUGAGGCCAAUCGGUGCACCCAGCUCAGAAGAGGCAAGGUUGGGCUCGGAGCAAGGCAGUGCAGAGGCUAGUGCAAACAGGGAGGAUGCCCAGCGGCCAACACUUGCAGACCAGCUGGAGCACAUCAGUCAGAACGUGCAGCUUUUUGUUGUGUAGUCGCUGCUGCAUUCACCACUGCAUUUUAAAUGUCGGAGUUUAAAGUAAUAAAAUCUCAUUCCCAAGGUUA
This is a messenger RNA of Rhipicephalus sanguineus (brown dog tick), 1820 nucleotides long. RefSeq lists its product as uncharacterized. Bases 104 to 1750 code for a protein of 548 amino acids. Gene Ontology annotation, biological process: maturation of 5.8S rRNA; maturation of LSU-rRNA. The record is from RefSeq and is a predicted model, not a curated record. Gene Ontology annotation, cellular component: Las1 complex; preribosome, large subunit precursor. The transcript is spliced from 13 exons. Gene Ontology annotation, molecular function: endonuclease activity. NCBI's taxonomy places the organism in Eukaryota, Metazoa, Arthropoda, Arachnida, Ixodida, Ixodidae.